CCAUAAAAAAGGAUAAACUUCAAACUAACAUUCAAAUCAUAAACGCUUGAAUUUGUCCUCUCAACUCGAAAAAAAAUUCUUCUUAAAAUAUCUCGAACAUCGUAGAAGUAGAAACAAUAAAAUUUUGUGCACACCAAGAAACCAUUUCAAACAAAUUCAACAACAAUGUUGAUAAAGAAAGAAAAAAAAAGGUGAGAAAAGAAACGACAACAAUAACAAUAUACCCAUGUGCUUGGAAGAGAUCAUCAACGCAUAUGUUUUUGUGUAUUUCUUCCUCUUCAACCCGGUCGAGAGCAUUUCAUCAUAGUGUUUCGAUGUAUCUGUGUUCCAGUGUUCCAAUGCAACGGCAAAUCAAGUGAUUCAAAUACUCCAAAUUGUUUGUGCACAUACACAUACAUAACCAUCAACACCUCACACAGCACAACAGUUUGCGUUUCAAAACAUUGUGAACGCUACAACCAAUUCGAAUGAUCAGUAUUCAGUCGUUUCGUGUAGUUCGUUCGUUAAACAACGUAUCAUACCAAAAAGUGCCUACCGUGAUUGUUUUAAAUCGCCUUUCUCGCUUAGUGAUCAGAGUGUCGUUUGAGCCAAAGCCAAGCAAAAUGUGCGCAUUUUUAAAACAAAAUUGCACAUUUCAUUGAGUUCGAUCAAUUCAUUUAAUUGAAUUUACUCGGUAUGAACACUGGACUGACUAUACUAUCUACAAAACUUUUCAAGGAAGAAAACACAAAACAUCUUAAUUCGCAUUGUUAAAUUGUCAAACACACAUACGUUGCAGCAUAGCUCGGAUCAAAUUAACUAAUUUAAAUUCAAAUUGAUUAUAUGCUCUCGAUUUUUCUACAUACGACGUUUAAACAAACAAAAAAAAAACACAUAUAAACAACAAAAGAAUAAGAAACUUUGAAUUCCAAAGCACGAGCACUCUUGAUUCUACUUAGUGCAGUGACUUCGUAAGCCCCCUUUUUAGGCAUACGAAACAAAAACAACGUUUUUUUUAACCCCAUGGUUAUUGUUUGCAUCAAUAUGGAAUUGUGGUGGCCAACGUAAAAUUUCGCAUUAAUUUCAUCAAUUUCAACGAAGAAAUUUGUGUCAAUUUUGAAAAAUAUUCAUCAUCAACUUGUCUUGACUGGAACUUAGUCAAAAAUUCAUCCACUGCGUGCCUGAAGAAUCUAAAUACAACAUUUUUAAAGGAGAAAAUACUGUGGAUUUUUAUUGGAUUUUUUUUAAUCGAAACAUAAAGUCAAAGAAAGAAAAGAGUUACUAUGCUAAGUUAAUGAGACGGUCUUGGGCUUUAAUCAACGAAUCCAGCUUUAGUUCUAAUUUGGACGCUUUUCAUUUGUUUUGUCUUUAAAUCAUGGGUUCAUGGUUGCAAUUAUGAUAAAAUAGGAACAAAAAAAAACCAACUUUCAAAAUUUAUCAACCGGGGAUCUAUUAAAAUAACACUCACACAUACACAAAAACGCACAUACACACUUCCCUUUUUUUCGUUAAGCUUAUUUAUUAAGUAAAUACACUCAAAAUGUUUGGGAGAUGUCUAAGGAUUAUUUUAGAUUUAAAGAUGUCUUCAAACGGUGUAUCAUGUGUGGACACAACACUAAAUAGAUCAUUUUAUAAAUUAGGAAAAAUAAUUGGCCGAAAUCCAAGUUUCUUUAUUAUAAUUCCAAUAUUUUUAACAAUUAUAUUUAUCACAGGAUAUCAACAGCUUAAGUAUCAAAUAGAUCCCGAAUAUUUAUUCUCACCCCAAAAUGGAGCCGGAAAACACGAACGAGCUAUCGUUGAGGAAUAUUUUAAAGUGAACUAUUCGAAGAGCUUCAGUGUUGAGCGCAUCACACGAGCCGGUCGAUUCGGGCGUCUUAUUAUUACUACUAAAGAUGGGGAUCGAAAUUUGAUAAGACCCGAAAUUUUUCAAGAGCUUCGCACAUUGGACGGUUUGAUUCAUAAUGCAACCGCUACUUACGACGACGAAAUAUAUCGAUAUGAAGAUAUCUGCGCACGAUCGCUUGGAGAUUGCUUUGAAAAUGACAUCCUAAAUCUGGACGAAAUUAUAAACGAUAUCGUAUCAGGAAAUAUGUCACUAACAUUUCCAAUAAUGUUCAACGAAAAGACUUUCGAUUAUCACAUAUUGCCAGUCUUUUUUGGUGGUACAACAGUUUCACCCGAGGGCACCGUAGUGAGUGUACCAGCAUUGCAAUUGGUUUAUUUUGUUGCUGUUGAUACACCGCGUCAACUUGCAAAAGGUGGCGAAUGGGAAGAAACAUUUUUACGAACAAUUGGAGACAUUGAAGACAGUGGAUUCUUUAAACACAUUCGUAUAGCCCGAUUUGCUUCGCGAACAUUGGAUCAUGAAUUGGAGAAAAAUACGAGAACUGUGGUGCCAUAUUAUACAUUAACGUUCCUUUUAAUGUUGGUUUUUAGUGUAAUUACAUGUAUGAUGUUUGAUUGCGUGCGCUCAAAACCUUGGUUGGGAUUUUUUGGCAAUUUAUCAGCAAUAAUGGCAACAUUGGCUGCAUUUGGUUUCUGUAUGUAUUUGGGAAUUGAAUUUAUUGGUUUAAAUCUAGCAGCUCCGUUCGUUAUGAUUGCAAUUGGCAUUGAUGAUACAUUUGUUAUGCUCGCUGCGUGGCGUCGUACAUCCAUAAAAUUGAGUGUACCGGAACGUAUGGGAAUUACAAUGUCGGAUGCUGCCGUUUCAAUUACAAUCACAUCAUUAACGGACAUUAUUUCAUUUUGGAUCGGUAUAAUGAGUCCAUUCCCAUCGAUUCAAAUAUUUUGUAAAUACAGUGGCAUGACUGUAUGCUUCAUUUUCUUUUGGCACAUCACCUUUUUUGCUGGAUGCAUGGCACUAUCUGGUUAUAGUGAACAGAAAAAUCACCAUUCAAUUUUCGGCUACAAAGUAACACCGUUGUCAGCUGCCAUCAAAGAGAAUCGCUCAUGGUUGUAUCGAACAUUCAACACGGGAGGCAUCAAUCCAAACGAUCCCGACAAUCCAAUUGACAAUAAAGAUCAUGCUGGAAUGGCAUUUUUCAAGGACGUUGUUGCAAACAUCGUCAACAACGGUUAUAUGAAAAUGGUUAUUUUGCUAAUAUUCGCUGCAUAUCUAUUUGGCGCUGGAUAUGGCAUCACACAAAUUAAAGAAGGUCUUGAACGACGAAAAUUGUCCAAAGAAGAUUCAUAUUCGGUGAAAUUUUUCGACCUUGAAGAUGAAUUCUAUCGUGAAUUCCCAUAUCGUAUGCAAGUUAUUGUUGCCGGUGAACUUAACUAUUUUGACCCUCAAGUCCAAGAAGAAUACGAAAAACUUGCAAGAGAACUUGAGAGUACAUCAUAUGUGUCUGGUUCAGCAUACUCUUCAAACUGGCUACGAGUGUUCUUGGAUGUUCACCCAAAUAUUACUUCAGAAGAGGACUUUAUGGAAAAACUUCGAGAAUGGAUGUUCCCUGGCAGCGAAUACUAUCUAGAUGUAAAAUUCAAUGCAAAUAAAACGAAAGUUAUUGCGACACGUUUCCUGAUUCAAGCCUUAAACAUCACCGAUACGAACCAUGAAAAAGUGAUGGUCAAAGAUUUACGAAAAAUUGUUCACGAUUCAUCAUUGAAUGCAUCAAUAUUUCAUCCGUACUUUGUGUUUUUCGAUCAAUACGAAUUGAUUCGGCCGACUUCAGUGCAAAGUUUGAUUGUCGGUGCUGCAAUUAUGAUGUUGAUUUCAUUCAUUUUCAUUCCGAAUAUUCUAUGCUCAAUAUGGGUGGCAUUUAGCAUUGUAUCGAUUGAAAUGGGUGUUGCUGGUUAUAUGGCACUAUGGGACGUGAAUUUGGAUUCAAUUUCAAUGAUUAAUUUAAUCAUGUGCAUUGGUUAUUCGAUUGAUUUUACAGCGCAUAUUUGCUACUCAUACAUGACAUCAAAAUCGAAUAAUUCAGACGAUCGAGUUCGUGAAGCACUUCAUUCAUUGGGCAUGCCAAUAUUCCAGGGAGCUGUAAGCACAAUAUUGGGUUGUUACGCUCUUUUGUGUGCCGAUAGUUAUAUAUUUUUGGUAUUCUUUAAAAUGAUAUUCUUGGUCAUUUCGUUUGGUGCAUUGCACGGUAUAUUUUUGUUGCCAGUGUUAUUAUCAUUAUUUGGUCCAGUUUCAUGUAAUAAAGAUCCAACGAAUGAACGUCAAUUGGAUAACUUGGGCGGUGAUAUGGGUCGUGAACGUUUGUCAUCAAUUGAAAAAGCAUAUCCGCAUCCAUAUUGCAUUCCACAUCCACAACUUGGCCUACAGGGCAUGUUCAAUAGCAAAUCAUACUUAAAUUCACCGUUCAAAACGUACGGAAUUGAUGAAAAAGACCAAGGAAUCGGAACGUCAGGAGAAGAUUCCAGUGAGAGUAGCAGCAAUAAAUCGCAACAACGUCAAGCAAUCGAAGACGAAAAUACACGUCGACGAUAUGAGAUGAGCUGGAAAAUACCAUCAGAAAUGAAUGGAUCCCAAUUUCAGCCCGUUGUCAACAUGUAUGGGCGUAAUCCAGCAAUGACUGGACGUAUCUACAGUUAUGAUGAUUCAAAUAUAAUGCCAAAGCGACGAUCAAGCAACGAUCGUGAAACCGAACAACGACCAUCAACCAAAAAUUGUUUAAACGACGAACCAAUACAGCACGAGACUUCUAUGUUAUAUGAUUCACGUCGUUAUUAUAGCGAUGGUCGUCGACGUUCUUUAUUCGAACCGAAUAAACGUAAAAUCAGCGAUGAAAGUACACCACGUCGUAGACACACACCUCCCGAAGGUAUCUAUCGACCAAAUCCAAAUCGUUACUCAUCUCAACAUAAUUUAUAUUAUAAUCGUUCAACACCACAACGCUCAUACUCCAAUCACAGCAUCAACGAACUACGGCACAUGGGUGACAUUCGAUUUCCAUAACCGUUUUUGCCUGCAACGAACCCAUUUUUUUUAGUAGAAAAUUAGAUUGAAGUAGCAAAGAAUUGCCAUUUAUUUUUCAUCACAUAUUUUGAGUUGAUUGAUUUUUUGCUAACACUUAGUUGAAAUUUAUAGUCUAUUGAUUUUUUCUUUGUUUGUUUAAGAAUGAUGAAGAGAAAACAAAGAUUUAGACAUUUAUCACUCGUGUCAAUAGAGGUUUUUAUUUUUGAAAAGUGAAAUACUAUUACUAAAUUAGAUUAGAUUAUUACCACCUAGUAAAUGAUGUCGUGAUAAAGUGUUCAACUUCUGUUUGAAAGUCAUUUUUUUGAGUAUAUACUUCAAAAUUUCAAACGAACUUUUAAUCAAUUUUGAAUGUAAACAAUCCACUAUAUACAUUUUCAUCUCAACAUUAUUUUUUUUUUUUUUUAAUAAAUAUAUAAAUGCUCAAAUAUACUCGAAUUUUUGGGCGAACAUAUGUUACCGAUGCUUCGAUACAAUCAAAAUAGAUAAAUUAAUUGAAAACAAAAGAAAAACCUAUAAAAUUCACAUUCAAGUCUAUGAAUCAAUUUAUAAA
Contarinia nasturtii (swede midge) is the source of this 5450-nucleotide messenger RNA. RefSeq names its product patched domain-containing protein 3 (gene Ptr). Lineage: Eukaryota; Metazoa; Arthropoda; Insecta; Diptera; Cecidomyiidae. The record is from RefSeq and is a predicted model, not a curated record. The transcript is spliced from 13 exons. Gene Ontology annotation, cellular component: cytoplasmic vesicle membrane; plasma membrane. Bases 1520 to 4879 code for a protein of 1119 amino acids.